Populus nigra (black poplar) is the source of this 698-nucleotide messenger RNA. Its product is annotated as monothiol glutaredoxin-S2. Bases 137 to 442 code for a protein of 101 amino acids. The record is from RefSeq and is a predicted model, not a curated record. NCBI's taxonomy places the organism in Eukaryota, Viridiplantae, Streptophyta, Magnoliopsida, Malpighiales, Salicaceae. The transcript has a single exon.
UCAUGGAGUCAAGCACCUCCCAACAGCUUCCUAGCUCACACUGCCCUCUAGCUACAUCAUUUCUGACCACUGUUUCAUUGGGCAUUAUUGUGCUCAGCUUUUUAACCUAAUUUCUUGCUCGACAGCUGAUUUGGAAAUGGAGAGGGUGACAAAGUUGGCAUCGGAGAGGCCAGUGGUGAUCUUUAGCAAGAGCACAUGCUGUAUGUGCCACACCAUCAAGACUCUCUUCUGUGACUUUGGGGUGAACCCGGCAGUCCAUGAGCUUGACGAGAUGCCCAGAGGAAGGGAAAUCGAGCAAGCACUCACAAGGGCUGGAUGCCCAACGUUGCCGGCCGUGUUCAUCGGCGGUGAGAUUGUUGGUGGAGCCAAUGAGGUGAUGAGUCUUCACCUUAGUCGUUCCUUAAUCCCAAUGCUUAAGCAUGCCGGAGCAUUAUGGGUUUGACCCAUCGGCUAAUCACCUUCUUAUCAGGCACUAACCAAAUAAAUGAGACGUGUUUUAGCUACUCUAUACUCUGUACGAGGAGAUUAUUAAUAACACACACGCACACAUGCUAGUAAUAAUAUUACUCCAUAAAUUAUAGCAGGUGUCGGGUGUGGAUGUACUCGGAGACAAUGUAGCUGGUAGUAGAUCAAAGUGAGAAUCCGUAUAUUUGAAUUAUAUGUAUUAACAAAUUAAUAAAAAUCAGUUAUUAAUGAUA